AUGGAUGUGUCGGCGAAAUCGAAUCUCAUCAAAAGUUUAAAACGGGUCGGGUCAAUGAAAAACAUACCGGAAAACCCGGUUCCGUACCAAGAGAUAACCAAAUCGGUUUCUUCCGGUGACGAUAACUCGGAGGAACUCAACGAGACCACUCUCUCAACAGUCAGAUCUAGGGUUCCGAGAGUACCAAAACCACCGCCGAAACGGUGUUUUUCAUCGGAAAACAGAGUAGAUCCGGUACCGGAGAGAUCGAAUCCACCACCUCCUCCGCCUCCGCCACCACCACCGCUUCUUCAACCACCGUCAGUUUUAAAAGCUCCUCCUCCGCCACCUCCGCCACCUCCGCCGAUGAAAAGCUUGAGCAUUGCGUCGGCGAAAGUGAGAAGAGUACCGGAAGUUGUCGAGUUUUACCAUUCUUUGAUGCGAAGAGAUUCGACGAACUCGAGAAGAGAUUCCACCGGCGGUGGUAACUCCGCCGCAGAAGCAAUCCUCGCGAGCUCCAAUGCUAGAGACAUGAUCGGAGAAAUCGAAAACCGAUCGGUUUAUCUCCUCGCGAUAAAAACCGACGUAGAAACGCAAGGAGAUUUUAUAAGGUUCUUGAUCAAAGAAGUCGAAAACGCUGCGUUUUCAGAUAUCGAAGACGUUGUGCCUUUCGUGAAAUGGCUCGACGACGAACUCUCUUACUUGGUUGAUGAAAGAGCAGUGUUGAAACAUUUCGAAUGGCCAGAGCAAAAAGCAGACGCGUUACGUGAAGCAGCGUUUUGUUAUUUCGAUUUGAAGAAACUCAUAUCGGAAGCUUCACGUUUUCGUGAAGAUCCUCGUCAAUCUUCUGGCUCUUCUCUCAAGAAAAUGCAAGCUCUUUUCGAAAAGUUAGAGCAUGGUGUCUAUAGCUUGUCGAGGAUGAAAGAAUCGGCGGCGAACAAAUUCAAGAGUUUUCAGAUACCGGUUGAUUGGAUGCUCGAAACCGGCAUUACUAGCCAGAUUAAAUUGGCCUCUGUGAAACUAGCAAUGAAGUAUAUGAAGAGAGUAUCGGCGGAGCUAGAAGCUAUUGGCGGUGGCGGUCCUGAGGAAGAAGAGCUUAUCGUACAAGGCGUUAGAUUCGCAUUCCGCGUUCAUCAGUUCGCCGGAGGAUUUGAUGCAGAGACAAUGAGAGCAUUUCAAGAGCUAAGAGAUAAAGCAAGAUCAUGUCAUAUUCAAUGUCAAAGCCAAACAAAUCAACAUAAGCUUGUUUAUCGAUCUACCCCUUGUUGA
This is a messenger RNA of Arabis nemorensis, 1248 nucleotides long. The record is from the annotation of a GenBank genome assembly. NCBI's taxonomy places the organism in Eukaryota, Viridiplantae, Streptophyta, Magnoliopsida, Brassicales, Brassicaceae.